CCUCAGUACAUCCAGAGAUAGUUAUCACUAUGCACAAGAUCAAACCAGGUCUAGUUGUCGAGCCUGCCAACGCGUCCCCAUCUCUAGCCGGAAUAAACGCAGAUGGAAUGACGGUGACACUAUCCGAUUUCGCGGUUACGGCUGGUCUGGAUGAGAAGAAUUUGCCCAGGACGCGCCUGGAGGUCGACAUCGAUGGCUUGACUGCUCAGAAGAGCGUUGGAGCGAAGGAUUCUGCCAAUAAGACACGGCUCCAGGCAAUCCAAAGCAUGAAAUUCACGAACGUCCGCCCUUCAUCGAUUCUCCACGUUCGCAUUCUCUAUAAGAGCCGCAUCGGGAGUAUCGGAAAUCGUGCUCUCGGAGAGUACGAGGGCUUAGUUAUCGAGCUUCUGCCGGAAGGCAGCACAGGGAAGACGAUCAAACUAGUACCCGUCGACUCAAAAGCCGAUCCCAUCGAGUGCUUCUUUCGCAUUGUCAUCGACGAUACCCCGCCUACGUUUCUCGACGACCUAGGACUCGACGCUGCCACGUCUUCUCUCGCAAACUCUCGUCUGACUCUUGCGCAGCGGGACGCUAGCAAGUUCACCUCCACGGUCUCUGGCACUGUGGAUACUGCGGUGUCUAUUGGCACCCAGGCUCAAUCAAUCGCUGAGGGUGCAAAGAAGCUCGACAGCGAGCAGGUCAUUGGGGUCUUGGUCGCAAUGUUGGACGCUGUGGUCAAAGUGGGGGACGAGCUAUCAACGGCCCAUCCGAUGAUCAAAGUCGCCUGGACUGUCGUAACCUGUCUCUACAAGGCUGCUAAGGCUCAGCAGGAGCUGGAUGCAGAUGCUCGACAGCUCGCGGAAGAGAUUUCUGCCAUGCUCGCCUACGUAGCCUCAUGCAAGGAUCUAGCACCAGUCGGUGGGAGAGAGAGUAUAGUCUUACGAGCUGUGGUAUUAACUCAAGAGGGGGCUUGCUUGAUAGACACAUGCAUGGCGCACCGAUUUGCAGCACGUGCAAUCGUAGCACCGUUCACCAAUAUGAAGACUCGUUUUGAAGAAUGUCGAAGAAAGGUGCGCGAAUUGCGACAAGAAUUCGACACCGCCGUCAUCGUUGAUACCCGGAAGGAAGUCCAGGACAGCAGGAAAGAAAGUGCUUCUGCAAGACAGGAAGCCGUGCUAUUACAGCUGCCCUUCGCCCGCGACGCAACUUGGAAUCAAAGCCGGGCCUGCAUGCGCGGAACUCGGACCUCUUUGCUGCAAAAUUUCUCGUCUUGGUUCGACACCGAGGAUGACAAAGCGAGCAUCUUCUGGCUCACUGCACCUCCCGGCGCAGGGAAGACUGCUUUUGCACAUACAGUCGCUUUCGAUGCAUCAUCCAGAGACGUCGUCCUUCUUUCGUUCUUCUUUGAGCGUGCUGUCAGCGAUAGGAACAACCCACGAGCCUUCGUAGGCACCCUCAUGCAUCUUCUCAGCGGCCUCAAUCCACAGUUCAAGGCCUCCAUGUGUAGCACUCUAGACGAGAAGCGAGAGCUUCCGUCUGCGCCACCUAUACGCCAGUUCAACGAACUUCUAGUACAUCACGCUUCAACCUUUGCCAAUCAGCGCAUACUGCUGAUCAUAGAUGCUUUGGAUGAAUGUUCGGAUUAUUAUGACGACCUCAUGACCAUUCUUCGCGACCAAAUUCCUGCACUUCCUCCGACAUUCCGUGUCUUCGUUACUUCCCGUCCGGAGAAGAUUCUCCUCCGCCGCUUGCGACCACUGCAGCAUGUUCGCCACAUCACAAUCGAGCUCGAGGAUGCCGAUAACCUGUCGGAUAUAUCGACCUACGUCCGUGAACGAUUUGCCACAAUUGCAAUCGAUCACGACUUGGACGGCUCCGAUUGGCCUGGCGACGAACGAUGUCACUCGUUCGUUGCAAAAGCUAGCGGUCUAUUCGCGUGGGCAUCUGUAGCUCUGGACUAUAUAGGGCGAGUCAAGCUCAUUGGACGAGAUGCGAAGCUCCAAGAGGUCCUCUCACAAAGCAGCACACGUGUCACACCCGUCCAGGAAAGGAUGGAUGAGCUAUACAUGACCGUCCUCGGGACGUGCAAAUGGGACGAUGACGAAUUUGUCCAAGGUUAUCAACUUGUUGUGGGCACUAUAGUUGCCUCACGGCAGCCCUUAUCGAAAUCGUCACUAGAACAUCUUCUAGGUGAUACAGCCGGUGUCGUCGCUGAAGUACUCAAUAUUCUUUCGCCACUUUUCACUGAGUGGAAGACGGAUGAUACACCGAUCCAGCUCCUCCACCUGACGCUCUAUGAUUUUCUCACACACCGGGAACGAUCAAAUAGAUACUUCAUCAAUGAGACUGAGCAUUCACGUCGGAUUGGUUUGCGAUGCUUAGGCAUUCUAACUGAGACAUUGAAGGAGGGAGUGCCCGGUUUGGGAUACUCUAAAUUCUGGGAUGAAUACAUCUUUCGACCCCUUCCGGUGGUUGAUGUGCCUGACAGUAUCGCGUAUGCAUGCCGAUUCUGGCUUGAACACAUCUGUCUCGUGCAAUCGCCUAUGGAGAAGCAGUACAUCGAUGCACUUGACGCAUUCUCUCCCUAUGUUAUCUCCUGGGUAGAGCUUGUAUGUCUUAGGAAUGUGUUUCCAGCUCUCACCAACCUGCGGCAAUGGGUUAUGGUUCAUCCUGUAUUACAAACCACAUCAAUUGCACAAAACCUUGCCUCCCCUAAUUUGGCGUGGUCUCUCCACAACCUCUCUAACCGGCUUAGAGAUAUCGGUCGUAGAGAGGACGCGUUAAGUGCAACAGAGGACGCGGUUCGCAUCUACCGCCAGCUCGCACAGGACCACCCUGAGGCAUUCAAUCCCGC
Molecule: messenger RNA, 2833 nt
Organism: Stereum hirsutum FP-91666 SS1
Lineage: Eukaryota; Fungi; Basidiomycota; Agaricomycetes; Russulales; Stereaceae
Exons: 10
Molecular function (GO): protein binding
Source: RefSeq, a predicted model, not a curated record